CGCCGUUGAAUUUGCACCGCCAUCGUCGCUAUCCAACACCGCCUGGGCAUCAUGGCCGUCUCUGCUGCCGCCGACGAAUCCGCGCCUCGAUCCUCUCACGUAUCCGACCCGGCUCUUCGACCCUUUCUCCAGCUCUCCUUCAGCCCCGCCGACUACCUCAAUGCCACCCUCCCUCCACUCGCCCACUCUUCAGCGUCCUCCCGCGCCUCCAAGACCGCCGCCGUCUCCCUCCCAGACCUGUCGUCCCAGACCCAGACACUCCUGUCGCAGCUCAAUGCUCACACCGCCCGCCUGUCCACCAUUCUGACCCAAUUGACCGACGACAUACUGCGGAGCGGGGGCCGUUUGGCGUACGAGGUGGAGGUCUUGCGGGGAGAGACUGUGACUCUCUCGGAAGCUCUGACGGAUGGCUUGCAGCCCGAAAUCUGCAGGUUUCUGCCUGGUGGUAUUUUACUCGAGAAAGAGGCAGCUCCAGAAGCCAGCGAGGAAGAAACAUCCGUAGAUGACGCCGAGCAAGACGCUGGCGGCGACGCGAAAGCUCCCAAUGCAACCAAGUCUGGCGCUGACUUACCGCCAUACAUCUCACAGCUACGGACCUUAACGCAGGUCAGGGACCGCCUAGACAACGUUAUAAAAGUGUUCGGCGAUGCAAUGCAGUGGUCAAUUCCGCCGUCCGAAGUCUCUCUGGCCUCUUCAUUCAUCUCGGUAUCCGCCCCUGAGCCUGGCUCCGACAGCCACAGCAGGGAGGAGAAGGGACGAGAGUUUGCGGAGAAGCUACGAAACGAGAUUUCCGAUCUCAUUACCGGGAGUGACAGUGACGCUGAAGCAGCCUUGAGCCGUAUACAGGCACUACGAGACCUUGCAGAGGUGUGGAAAGGCACAGCAGAGGAGAAGGCCCGCAUAAAAUUCGUCGAAAGCCUGGUCAAGCUAUCAGAGGAACGGCAGAAGGCAACGAGUUCGACUGCGAGCCAGAGGCAAAGGGUCCCGCGCGGUCCUUCUCCGCAGAAACAGCAAGCUCGCGAGAAGGGCCAUGGCGGUGGAUUCCUCGAAAAUAUCUCAAGGAUGCGUGGCAACAUAUACUUAGAGUGAAAGGAACCGUCCAAUAUCUCGCCAAUUGUAUCGUUGUCUGCUUGGAGUAGCAUCUACGUACUGUGCAAGUAUCCACCAAAGAAUGCCGAAGCGCCCUUCAGCACCACUAGGUACCUCCAUUCGGGUACCUAUCAAGGACAGAUUUUUAUUGAAAUUGACGUUAGCCGAGAGUCGGUUACUUUUUCGGAUUUGAGCAGUUUCUUAGAGCUUCCAGUUCCUCCAUUGCUUGCCUGGGCCUGUGUUGAA
This is a messenger RNA of Mytilinidion resinicola, 1335 nucleotides long. RefSeq lists its product as uncharacterized. The transcript has a single exon. Bases 52 to 1089 code for a protein of 345 amino acids. Lineage: Eukaryota; Fungi; Ascomycota; Dothideomycetes; Mytilinidiales; Mytilinidiaceae. The record is from RefSeq and is a predicted model, not a curated record.